AAAAUUUAAGUCAGAGAUCAUAGCUCCGGCACAAGUUUCGCCGAUCUGCUCAACUUUUCAACACCAGACAUGUAUUGAUCAAGCUAAUAAUCCUAACCAAGACUGCAUAUAUCUCAACUUUUCAAGAUUGCAUCUUUUUUCAUCGGUAAUAAUCCAUUUCAAAUUACAAAACUCCACUCUUGUAGUUUGAAGCUGACUAUCGUCACUUUCCGCCGUUUCAAAUUUUGGUAAAAUCCAAUGCCAAUGCCAGUUGACAGACUCGUCUCAUCUCCGCGCUCUCCAGAACACCAAGCUCUUCUCCGAGCUGGGCCUCGUAUUCGACCACUUAAACAAGUCCACGCUCACUUCAUCGUCUCAGGUUCCCUCCGCAGUCUACCUCUCCUUACCAAGCUACUCACUUUGGCUUGCACUGCCGGCUCAAUCGCUUACACUCACCGUCUCUUCUUCUCUGUUCCCAACCCUGACUCCUUCCUCUUCAAUUCCCUCGUCAAAACUUCAUCCUUUUCGGGGUUUCCUUUCGACACAGUCUAUUUUUACCACCGCAUGCUACAAUGUCGUAUCUCGCCUUCCAGUUACACCUUUACUUCCGUGAUCAAGGCGUGUGCCCAUCUCUCGACUCUGAGACUUGGUAAACGUGUUCAUUCACACGUUUUGGUUUGUGGGUAUGGCUCCGAUCCCUUUGUUCAGGCUGCUCUCAUUACUUUUUAUGGUAAAUCCGGUGAUUUGGGUGUUGCCCGGAAACUGUUUGAUAAAACGCCUGAAAGAACUGUUGUGGCUUGGAACUCGAUGAUAUCGAGUUACGAGCAAAAUGGGUGUUCAAGAGAAGCUAUUGGGUUGUUUAAUCUAAUGCGAGAACGGGGUGUUCAACCUGAUCCAACAACAUUUGUGAGUGUGCUCUCUGCUUGUUCUCAGUUGGGAGCUCUUGGUUUAGGCUAUUGGGUUCAUGAUUAUAUUAUUGAAAAUGAACUAUAUGUAAAUGUAGUUCUUGGAACUUCAUUGAUCAACAUGUAUGCUAGAUGUGGGAAUGUGAGCAAAGCCCAAGAGGUUUUCGAUUUGAUGAAUGAAAGGAAUGUCAUUGCUUGGACAGCUAUAAUCUCUGCUCAUGGAAUGCAUGGUUAUGGCAAUCAAGCUAUGAAACUCUUUCUUCAGAUGAAAGCUGAGGGUCCACGCCCAAACAAUGUCACAUUAGUUGCAGUUUUGUCAGCCUGCGCUCACUCGGGGCUAGUUCAGGAGGGGCGAAAGGUGUAUGCAAGCAUGAGCCAAGAGUAUGGCUUAGUUCCAGGAGUUGAGCACCAUGUUUGCUUGGUUGAUAUGCUGGGGCGCGCUGGACUUCUAACCGAAGCUUAUCAAUUCAUUAAAGACCUCAACUAUCUAGAGCCAGCUCCGGCUAUUUGGACAGCCAUGCUGGGAGCUUGCAAGAUGCAUAAGAAUUUCAUUCUAGGAGUAGAAGUUGCUGAGCAUCUUUUAGCAGUUGAACCAGAUAAUCCUGGCCAUUAUGUAAUGCUCUCUAACAUAUACGCUCUAGCAGGAAGGAUGGACCGAGUUGAAAUAGUUAGGAAGAUGAUGAAUCAGAGAAGGAUGAAGAAGCAAGUGGGAUUCAGCACCAUAGAAGUUGAUCAUAAAACCUAUUUGUUUAGCAUGGGAGACAAGUCCCACCAUGAAACAACUGAAAUUUAUCAGUAUUUGGAUGAACUGAUGUCGCGUUGUAGUGAACUCGGUUAUGUACCAGCGCCCAACUCGGUUCUACAUGAACUAGAAGAAGAAGAGAGGGAGUAUGCUCUAAGGUACCAUAGCGAGAAGCUUGCAAUCGCAUUCGGUUUGUUGAGAACUGGCCAUGGUUCGAUCAUCAGGAUUGUGAAGAACCUUAGAAUGUGUGAGGAUUGCCAUUUAGGUAUAAAGUACAUGUCGACUGUGACCAAAAGGGAGAUUAUUGUUAGGGACAAACUUCGGUUUCAUCACUUCAAAGAUGGCCAUUGCUCAUGUUUAGAUUACUGGUGAGCAAUGACAGUAUGUGCUUAUGCUUCUCCAUACCAAACUUUGAGUUUGAUAUAAUAUAAACCAAAUAUUUUGCAUGAGGGAAUUAUAGGGUAUUUGUCCCUUGUUACUCAUUUUGGGCAUUAUCAAAUCAUUAUUUUGUAAUUAAUUGUAUAUAGUUUUAGCCACUAAUCACAUGUAAAAUCACAUAAAUUGAGAGAGAAUUUACUAGACUCAA
Messenger RNA from Humulus lupulus (European hop), 2212 nucleotides. Its product is annotated as pentatricopeptide repeat-containing protein At2g33760. The transcript has a single exon. Bases 238 to 1998 code for a protein of 586 amino acids. Gene Ontology annotation, molecular function: zinc ion binding; RNA binding; protein binding. The record is from RefSeq and is a predicted model, not a curated record. Lineage: Eukaryota; Viridiplantae; Streptophyta; Magnoliopsida; Rosales; Cannabaceae. Gene Ontology annotation, biological process: RNA modification.